CGGUACUCUCAGUGCACAUGAUAACAAGCAUAUGUCAGGUAUGCGCCUAAAGUGUUGUAAUCAUAUCCUCUUUUUGAAGUUCUGAUCUACAUUGAACCCCCUUCAAUUUCCUCAAGUUAUGAACAACAGCUGACUCGAAAAUGCUUCGAACAAGUUUACUUCACUGGCUGCCGCGAAGGCCAUACUCCUCUGCUCUGUACAUCACCGGUGACAAAGCCAAGGAACAGUAUGCUCCUUUGGUGCCCUACCUGGACUUCCAGUCAAAACUAUCGGACCUCGAGAAGCUUCAGCGGAAUUUGAAACUUCGGCGAUACCAGCUGGAUUUUGAACAACUCAAGAAUCAAUGGGAUCUCUACCGGUCGAUGCAGUUACGCAAACGGGACAUCGAAGCCCGGAGAGUUGAACUAAAGGAGCAAAUCAACAAAUCAAAAUGUGAGGACGAGAUCAAGCAGCUGAAGAUGCAGGCAACGCUCGCCAGGGAUGAUCUGAAGAACCUGAAGGAAAGUAGUUACGCAGUAGCGGAUAAGUUCGUCGCUGGAACAUUCCUCGCCAUUCCGAAUGAGCUGCACGAGAGGACACCGGCGGAGCAUGAACAGGUGUUGCACGAGCGGAGUUCGUCCAGAAAUGCUAGCCCGAUUGGAGAGGAAUGGUUGGAGAAGUACGAUUCGACGAGUUUCUACAUGACGGAGGAUGCCGCCUUCAUGGACCUCUUCCUGCCAAUGAACUGUGCCGGUGUACUGCAGGAUGCUGGAUUUCUACUCUUCUCCAAUCCAGAUUUCGCGCGCAGUGUUCUGGUGGAAGCAGCUCGAGUGGACCCCAACUCGAUCUACCUCAUCAACGAAGAAGUGGAUCUGGAACACAAACUGAACCUGCUGCACUUGUGCGGUGGAGGAUCCAUGCUGAGCUUCCUCGGAUAUUUGACCAAGCUUUCGGUGUUUCCGACGGCACUACCGCUGCGAUUGGUUGCCAUCGGCAAGCAGUAUUUCUACGACAAGACGCAAACCAGUGCGGUACAAAUGUUGGGCGCCAGUCAGCAAGGACCAGAAGCGGUUCAAAUAUUUGACGAAACAGUUGAGCUGUACAAGAAGUUCUACGAUCAAAUGGAGUUGAGCUACAGGUUGGUGCAAGUUCCAGCUCAUCGCUUGGAAGCAUCGGAGGCGAUGCGCGUGGAUGUUGAGGUUUACAGUCCACGAUCGAAGAACUUCAUGGCGGUUGGUAACGUUUGCUACUACUCCGAUUUCACCAGCAAACGGAUUGCGUUCAACUACCACGAAGGGAAGGUUCAGAAGUUCCCGCAUUUGGUGUCCGGAACCGUACUGAAAGCGGCGAACCUCAUCGAAGUUCUGCUGCAGAAUGGCAUUUGUUACAAAGAUUUGAAGUUUCUCAAUAGAUAAAUGAGGGUGGAAAUAAAUUUAGUUUUAAAUUAGAAAAAAUAUAA
Molecule: messenger RNA, 1438 nt
Organism: Aedes aegypti (yellow fever mosquito)
Lineage: Eukaryota; Metazoa; Arthropoda; Insecta; Diptera; Culicidae
Gene: Slimp
Product: serine--tRNA synthetase-like protein Slimp
Exons: 1
Coding region: 141-1394 (417 amino acids)
Biological process (GO): seryl-tRNA aminoacylation
Cellular component (GO): mitochondrion
Molecular function (GO): tRNA binding; ATP binding; serine-tRNA ligase activity
Source: RefSeq, a predicted model, not a curated record